This is a messenger RNA of Rhododendron vialii, 857 nucleotides long. Its product is annotated as large ribosomal subunit protein uL11-like. Lineage: Eukaryota; Viridiplantae; Streptophyta; Magnoliopsida; Ericales; Ericaceae. Gene Ontology annotation, cellular component: ribosome; cytosolic large ribosomal subunit. Gene Ontology annotation, biological process: translation. The transcript has a single exon. The record is from RefSeq and is a predicted model, not a curated record. Gene Ontology annotation, molecular function: structural constituent of ribosome; large ribosomal subunit rRNA binding. Bases 135 to 635 code for a protein of 166 amino acids.
ACUCACGGGCGAACCGGAUACAGUAUAUCACCAGUCAGAAUCAUUUUCAAAACCCUACCUUUAUAACCCUCAUUUCCACCAGGAAAACCGCCCCCACUCUGAAACCCUAGAACACCCCAUCUCUCUCCACAACAAUGCCUCCGAAGUUCGAUCCAUCCCAGGUAGUCGACGUCUACGUCCGAGUCACCGGCGGAGAGGUAGGCGCGGCGAGUUCACUCGCCCCCAAGAUCGGCCCGCUCGGUCUCUCCCCCAAGAAGAUCGGCGAGGACAUCGCCAAGGAGACCGCCAAGGACUGGAAGGGCCUCCGCGUCACCGUCAAGCUGACCGUCCAGAACCGCCAGGCCAAGGUCGCCGUGGUCCCCUCCGCCGCCGCCCUCGUCAUCAAGGCCCUCAAGGAGCCCGAGCGCGACCGGAAGAAGACCAAGAACAUCAAGCACACGGGGAACAUCUCGCUCGACGACGUCAUCGAGAUCGCCAAGGUGAUGAGGCCGAGGUCCAUGGCCAAGGAGCUCACCGGGACCGUCAAGGAGAUAUUGGGGACCUGCGUCUCGGUGGGGUGUACGGUGGACGGGAAGAACCCUAAGGAUUUGCAGCAGGAGAUUGCCGAUGGUGACGUGGAGGUUCCUGAGGAUUGAGGGGGGUUUUGGAAGUGAGAAAAACUACUUGUUUUAAUUAAUAUAGUUUUUGAAGUUUGGUUCUGGUAUCUGCUUUUUUUUUUUUGGGAUAAUUGGAGGUGCUUGGAAUUUUAUUUUCGAUAUAAUUCAGUUUUGCAGUUUAUGAGUUUUCGGCCAUAAUUUUUGGUCUGGUAUUGCUGUUGGAUGAUGCAUUGGUGAUUGAAUAACUGGUGGUUAGUUUAA